Fusarium sp. VM40 is the source of this 507-nucleotide messenger RNA. Lineage: Eukaryota; Fungi; Ascomycota; Sordariomycetes; Hypocreales; Nectriaceae. The record is from the annotation of a GenBank genome assembly.
AUGGCCUCUGAUCUUAUGGGAAAACUCAAGGAGACUCUGGCUCCUGCCAACACGGAGUCUCGCAACACCGACUCUUACAACGAGUCUCGCAACACCAACUCCUACAGCACCGAGCCUCAUAACACCAGCUCUUAUAACACCGAGUCCUACACCCCCAACCAACAAAACGAGCAGCGAGACUUUGGCUCAAACGCUCGCACUGCGCCCCUCGAGUCAACCAGCAACCAGCACCGACAGACCGAGGGUGUUCGCACUGGAGACAGAAUCGACUCACUGGUAGAGAACGUCCCCGGCGUGCCCUCCACCCAGACCAAGCCCUCAAACCCCCCUUCUUACCAAAGCACCAUGCACCAAUCCCAUAACACACCCAUCGACGCAGCUUAUGCUCCUCCCUCUGCUCUCAGGGCGCACCUUGGCGAGCCGGUUAUCGAGCAUGAUUAUCCCGAGGACAGCACGACGAAGCGUCAUUCUGUUAGCCACCAGGAGGAGCACUUCAACCUUAACUAA